AUAGCCUAUGCUUUCGAUUCACCAUGAACUGCAACUUUCGUUUUGUCUUGACAGUUGAGAGUGGGAGUAUUAAGCACGGUUUGUUCAACUGCUUAUUCUGGAUUUUUUUCUUUACUUGAUGUACUUUAUUGCGUUUCUGAAUUCUUUGAUCAGGAGUUUGUUACGAUUUGCACGUACUUGCGUUGCUUUGUUUUGGCGUGUUAUUAAUCACCGCCGUUUGCGAUAUAUUCGGCAAAUUAACAUGGAGUCAGAUGAGUGCGAGUUUGACUCCACAUGGGAGGAAGAAUGUGAGAAUAAAGCACCCAGAAAGAAGAACUACAAAAUGAAGAGAAGGGACAUACGUGCUGCUAAGGACAUGCAAAGCUUUCGGCAUAGUUGUCGGAACUUAGAUGAUGAAGAUAAUGACAAUGAAGACGAACCAGGUCAAGGCCACUUCUAUAACCUGGAGUUUUACCAUGGUAAAAUAGAAUAUUCACCUAAUGGUGUUCGCAUUGAUGAAUUUCACCAAAUGCGUAAGGGUCAAUAUCACUGGCUGGAAGACUGUCACUCCUACAUUCAAUGGUUGUUUCCAAUACAAGAACGAGGGGUUAAUUGGGAUGCACAUGUGCUCACAAAAAAGGAAAUAAAGCUUUUUCGUAAAGAUGAAGAAGCAAAGAGGAAAUUGGUGGAAUCCUAUAAGCUCAUGUUGGAUUUCUAUGGUAUAUGCUUGGUCAACGAAACAACAGGAGAGGUGGACUAUGCUCCAGACUUUGAGGAUCGUUUUAAGAACCUGAACAGAUAUUCACACAAUAACCUGCGCAUCACACGCAUACUGAAGUGUUUGGGGACUCUAGGAUUGCAGCACUACCAGGCCCCACUUUGUAAGUUCUUCCUUCGUGUAACUCUUGAGGAGGAACAACUUCCGCAUGUGAAACAAAGUGUUCUUGAUUACUUUAUGUUUGCUGUAUUGGACAAAGUAGAGAGGCGAGAGCUGAUUAAAUAUGCCUUUAAGCAUUUCAAGCCCCAAGAACAGUUUGUCUGGGGUCCCAAGAGGUUUCUGUCUGGUGAAGUAGAUAGCAAAAUUGAAGAAAAUAAAGACAAAAACACGGCAGAACAUGAGGAGCAAAGGGAAACCGAUAAGAAUGAGAUAACAAACAAAAUAGAUGACAAUAAUCAUGACAGAAGUAAUGAAGAUGAAAUAAACGGGGAAAAAUAUCAGCAGGCAAUGGAAGUGCAGCUAGACGAAACAGUUUCAGGCCAAAAUAAUGAAGAUGAACAUGAUUCAGAUGAUAACAUUCAAUGCAACUCUGGAGACAAUGAUGCAAAGAAAAAUCAAGAGUUGAAUGUUAGUGAUGCCGAGAAGUCAGAAGAGGUGCAUGAGUGAAAAAUGAAACAUUUUGACAAAGUUAGCAAGCCCUUUAUUUUAGUCAUGAGUUUGCGUGUUUGUUCCCCAAAACUGAAAUACAGAAAAUAUAUUGCAACUUCCUUUAUGAUUCAAGUUAAAGACUUCAUAAAGAAAUUAUUUUGAUUUAGCAGAUUAUUUUGAUAUAGCAUCUUAAAAGUACAUUUGCCUGCCUUGUAAAUGUAAUGUUGUUUUUGUUGCUAUGUUUGUUUUUUCUUUUGUUUAUUAUGGAUUGUACUGAAAGUUUGACAAUUCUCUUCAUGGAUGAACUGACAAUUUUGGCUAGAGCCUGACUUCUUCACAAGUAAUCAAUUAAAGAAACUUGUGAUGAUGAAGCAAAGGUUGCUCUUUGAAAAUGAUCACCAGUAUAUGUGCGUUCUCUGAUUUGAUCUACUCUUUUGAUUUGAUUUUUUUUAAAUAUAUAUAUAUAUAUUUGUAUUAUUAUUAUUAUUAUUGUGAUUAUGGGGAAAUGUUGGAUUUGUUAUGCCUUAUGCUGUAUAAGUGUGAAGAUUUUGAAAGUUUAAUUACACGAUUUAGCUGAUUAAUGACAUGAUUAAAAAAAAUACAAUAAAAUGUAAUUUGUAUGCCGUGUAUAAAUGCAAUACUAUAAUGUCUUAUUCUGUUGAGGAAUGUAAAAAAUGCUGUUAUUAGGGUUUCUACUGCUGAAGCAAAUUAAUGUCUUCCCAAUGAUUAAUGAUGCAAAUACUAUGCUAAAAUAGAGCUGUUGUAAACCACACGUGAUCAUAUUGCCAAACAGAGUAUAUGUUAUGGAUAUUAAUAUUAAAGACCAGAAAUAAUUUCUGUUUCAUUAUCA
This is a messenger RNA of Pimephales promelas (fathead minnow), 2195 nucleotides long. Its product is annotated as opioid growth factor receptor. Gene Ontology annotation, molecular function: opioid growth factor receptor activity. The record is from RefSeq and is a predicted model, not a curated record. Lineage: Eukaryota; Metazoa; Chordata; Actinopteri; Cypriniformes; Leuciscidae. Gene Ontology annotation, cellular component: membrane.